This is a messenger RNA of Gadus morhua (Atlantic cod), 621 nucleotides long. RefSeq names its product zymogen granule membrane protein 16. Bases 18 to 530 code for a protein of 170 amino acids. NCBI's taxonomy places the organism in Eukaryota, Metazoa, Chordata, Actinopteri, Gadiformes, Gadidae. The record is from RefSeq and is a predicted model, not a curated record. The transcript has 6 exons.
CAGAUCCCAUCAACAGGAUGCUCUCUAUCCUUUUGUUCGCUGCGGCGUGGGUUGCCUGCCUGGCACAAUCCAAUGAGUUCUCCUCGUACUCUUCGGCCAUCGGAUUAGGGGCUGGAACUCCCUUCUCUGCCAAAGGAGAAGGAAGUAUCACAGGCGUGAAAGUCUGGGAGCACCCUAAUAGUCACAUAACUGGUAUCCAGUUGCGUCAUGGCGCCAACUGGGGCAGUGUUCUUGGUAUUGUCACCACCAGUGAACUGAGCAUGGAGCUAUUUGAAGGAGAGGCCAUUGUUCAGGUGUCUGGAAAAUUCAACCCCGUGGACUACAUCUAUCAGUUAACUUUCAGGACCAACAGAGGGCGUUCUCUCAUCGCAGGCCAGCCAUUCCAGGUGUCCUUUAACUUUUACCCCAAGUUUGCUAGGGCGGAGCUCCGGAUGUUGAGUGGGCGGUCCAACGACAAAGGGAUCACAUCCCUUGGAGCCCAUUGGGGGAUAGUCAAUCCACAGGGCAACACAGGGGCAGACCAACCAUGAAAUGAAUUGAACUACACGUUUAAAAGUAGAUUCAACUUUUGAGUUUCUAUGAUAUCCUACUUAUCAAUAAAGCAUGAUAAGCAUGUUCCGA